AUGCCCACAUCCCAGCCAAUCAUCUAUCUCCCUGACAAUCUUGCCUCUUGGCCAUGGCCUCGCAGUCUCAACCCACAUUACGAAGAGUGCAAGGCCGACUCAGCCGCGUGGCUUGAGAGCUUCAAGGCUUUCGAUCCCAAGGCGCAGUCGGCAUUCAACCUCUGUGACUUUACCAACAAUCGCACCGGCUGCGAUCUCAUGAAUAUGUUUUUCAUCGUCGACGAGUACACCGACAUCUCAAAUGCUCACGACGCUCGCCUCAUCGUUGACGCCGUUAUGGAUUCCCUGCUUCAUCCUGAUCGCGUGCUGCCUGACGAUGAAUCCCCUGAUCGGAACACCCUUGCCGGCCGUAUGUUUAGAUUCUGGGAGCGCGGAUUCCCCAAAGCUAGCGCGUCGUCUAAACGUCGCUUCCUUGCCACCUUUUCCACCUACCUCGAAUCCGUGGUCGAACAAGCCGCUGACCGGGACCGAAGCCACAUCCGCGACGUUGACAGCUACCUGGAGAACCGUCGCGAGAACAUCGGAGCUUGGCCUUCUUUCGCCCUGCUGGAGCUCGACACCGACAUUCCGGACGAGAUAAUGAAUCGUCCAGAAAUGUACUCGCUUCAUAUCGCCGCGAUCGACAUGCUCAUACUUGGAAAUGAUAUGUGCUCUUACAACGUCGAGCAAUCUAAAGGUGACGAUCGACACAACAUCGUCACCAUCCUCAUGCAUCAGAAGAACAUUGGCGUCCAGGAUGCCAUGUACGAGCUCGCGAAGAUUCAUGCUGCGGCUGAGGAACGUUUCCACACCGCGCGCGCGGCUGUCAUGUCGUGGCCGGAGCUCGACACGCAGCUGACAGAGUACGUGGACGGCCUUGGGAACUGGGUCCGAGCGAACGACUCGUGGAGCUUCGAGAGCCAGCGUUAUUUCGGUACUGCUGGCGUGGAGAUAGAGCGUACUAGGCAAGUACGCCUCCUCCCUAAGCACUCGGCGCGGUUUAUGGCACCGCCUCCUCGUCCGGUAUUUCCUGCCAAGGUCGCCGUAGCCGUUGCUUAG
Messenger RNA from Punctularia strigosozonata HHB-11173 SS5, 1038 nucleotides. RefSeq names its product terpenoid synthase. Lineage: Eukaryota; Fungi; Basidiomycota; Agaricomycetes; Corticiales; Punctulariaceae. The transcript is spliced from 4 exons. The record is from RefSeq and is a predicted model, not a curated record. The coding region runs from base 1 to 1038 and encodes 345 amino acids.